This is a messenger RNA of Xyrauchen texanus (razorback sucker), 8923 nucleotides long. Its product is annotated as collagen alpha-1(VII) chain-like. The transcript is spliced from 113 exons. Bases 284 to 8908 code for a protein of 2874 amino acids. NCBI's taxonomy places the organism in Eukaryota, Metazoa, Chordata, Actinopteri, Cypriniformes, Catostomidae. The record is from RefSeq and is a predicted model, not a curated record. Gene Ontology annotation, molecular function: protein binding.
GUCUGGGCUACAAUAUGUUCACAGAAGCAAACAGUAGAACCAAGGAGAUAUUACUUUAUUCCUCUGCUCAUAGUCAGUGAGAGGGUUUCUGGAGGCUGGACAUUGAGAGGGAGGAAGACGGUUUGGAAAUGUUCGCGCAGGAAAUUUAAAUAUGUAUUGUUUUCAAGUCAUUCUAUGAAGAUGAAAAAAUAUGGUUUAUUGAAGGGAAUGUGUUAGGGAUAGGACUACUUCGUCAACUGCUUCGCCACGGUCUGUCAGUGACCCGUCUUGAACGCAUUUGAAAAUGGGGUGCUUGCAUCAAUGGACUCUGCUAGUUGCAGUAUUGCUGUAUCUACCAUUGCAGUCUACAGCUCAAGGUCAGUGCAAUAAUGUUGGUGCGGCAGAUAUUGUGUUUCUGGUGGAUGGAUCAUCUAGCAUUGGCCGGGCAAAUUUUGUAUUGGUGAAGAGUUUCAUGGCAGGGAUUGUCAAACCCUUUGCAAGGGCAGUAGGACCCAAUGGUAUCCGCUUUGGAGCCAUACAGUACAGUGAUACUGCCAGGGUGGAGUUUAUCUUCACUACAUACCUAAAUGGCACUGAGCUUAUUAAUGCCAUAGAGAAUAUCAACUAUAAAGGUGGAAACACACGCACUGGAGCUGGCCUCAAAUACAUUGCAGAUAACUUCUUUAAUCCCGCCUAUAUCAGAGAUGUUCCCAAGAUCACUAUUCUCAUUACCGAUGGUAAAUCUCAGGACAAUGUGCAGGAACCUGCUCAAAAACUACGUAGUCUAGGAGUCAAAAUAUUUGCUGUGGGGAUAAAGAGUGCUGAUCCAAAUGAGCUGAAUCUUAUUGCCUCUCCUCCACAAAGUGAGUUCAUCUCACAGAUUGGGAACUUCAAAGCUCUCAGCACUUUGCUGCCCCUUGUGUAUACACGUGUCUGUACAACAUGUGGAGGCUCUUAUUCUAGUGAUGAAGCCUACAGUGGUCCAUCAGAUUUGCAGUUUUUGAGUGAGACCACUGAUUCACUGAGAUUUCAAUGGACGUCUGCAGGAGGGCCAUUGAGUGGCUAUGUGGUUCAGUACAGGCCCCUAAAUGGCUUUGGUCAACCAAUUACAGCAGAGCUCCGACAGGAAACGAUACCAAGCAGCCAGCAGAGCUAUGUUGCACGAGAACUGCGUGCAGGCACAGACUACUUGAUCACUGUGAUCGCUCAGUACCCCAACAGCUUAGGAGAGUCUGUUUCAGCCAAGGCCAGAACAAAGCCUCUCCCAAGUGUAACUGCACUACGACUGGUUCAAGCUGGGUUCUUAACUCUUGCAUUGGCCUGGAAUUCUCCAGCUGACCAAGUACAGGGCUACAGAAUUACCUAUGGUCCUACAGGUCAGCCAGCUGUGCAGUUGGUGGAGCAGUCUGUUGGGGCAGAGUCUACUUCUAUAACUUUGCACAGUCUUAAGGCAGACACAGAAUAUGUCAUCAACCUAUACCCUCUAUUUCCCCGCAACAGUGCCUCACCAGCUACUCUGACUGCACGCACACUGCGUUUAGAGGGAGUGCAGCAGCUCUCUGUUGAGACCAUUUCCAGCAACAGUGUCAAAGUCCGCUGGACAGGAGUAACAGGGGCUAGAGGAUAUAGAGUUGUCUGGGGCCCUUUCACAGGAAGUGAUGUGGAGACCGUAGAGCUGAGAGAAGAUAGCGAAAUUCACACACUGGUGAAUCUGCAACCAGACACAGAGUAUAUUGUUACAGUCAUCGCCCUGUACAAUGGAGAAGCUGAAGGACCUGCGGCCACUGCACGCUUUAAGAUAGAAGGCUCAGAGCAACAGGUCCUGAGAGCCACGACUACAGGACCCACCAGCAUUAGAUUAACUUGGAACCUUAUACAGGCUGCCAGGGGCUAUCGGUUGGAGUGGAAAGCUGGAGAAAGGGGCAGAGUUCAGAUGCAGGAUUUCCAACAGAGCACCACCAGCUAUGAGCUGAGAAGUCUGCAGCCAAGCACUGAGUACAUCAUAACACUAUUCACACUCUAUGAUGGACGAGAGGAGGCUACAUUCUUUUCGACCAAAUCAACAGGUCAACCACUAAGGGUGACCAACUUCCGUCUAGUCAGCAGCAACAGCCGACGAAUCAGGAUUGCAUGGACUGGUGUUUCAGGGGUGACAGGUUAUCGGCUUACCUGGAGACAAGGAAGCAGUGCAGAGCUAUUCCGUGUCCUAGGUGGUGAUAUCACUACCCACACUAUAGACGGGCUGCAGCCAGAUGAAUCUGUUAUAGUGGGAAUUGCCCCAGUGAUUGAUGGGCGGAUUGGGGAAGUGGUCACUAUUUCUGCUAGAACCAAUGGCCCCACUGGAACAAUCACAGGGCUGCGUGUCAUUGAAGUUUCAUCUACAAGGAUACUAAUAUCUUGGGCUGCUGUGAAUAGAGCAACAGGCUACAAAAUCACUUGGCGGCAAAGUGACGGAGUGGAAGACUCUGAGAAUGUAGCUGCUGAUGUGACUUCCUAUACCAUUGAUAGACUCCAGGAAGGUGCAACAUACCAAGUAUUUGUCUCAGCCCUUUUUAACUCACGGGAAGGACCUGCUGCCACUGUGACUGCAAGGACAGAUCAAACCACAGUGGGUCGGGUCACUAAUUUACAGGUGCUGGAGGCCCAAGGUGAGGUUGUUAGAGUCAGCUGGGUUGGAGUUCAAAAUGCGACAUCUUACAGAAUAUUCUGGAAGAGGACUGAUGGUGGAGAGGAGCGGAGUCAAUUUGUUGGUGGUAAUGUGACAUCAGUGGAUCUGAGACAGCUGGAUGAAGGAGCACAGUAUGAGGUGAAGGUCUUGGCUAUAGUUCGGAACAGAGAGGGCCCACCUGUCUCUGUCAGAAUCACUACGGGGGAGGUAAAGAAGGAGAUUGUGGAGGGCUUGGAUGUGUUGGACUCGACCCCAGGGGGGCUGCGUAUUGUCUGGAGAUCAGUGAGGGGAGCCAGCGCAUAUCGAAUCUAUUGGCGGUCCUCGCAAGGCGAAUCUGAAUCAAGUCGUCUUAUUAGUGGUGAUGCAACCUCAUAUACCCUUGACGGACUUCGCCCUGGUUUGAGCUACACUGUAAGAUUGUCUGCUGUGGUGGAAAGUGGAGAGACUGAAUCUGCCACCAUCCAGGCCUCCACUGAUGCCUUGCUACCUGUGAAAGGUUUGAGUGUGACGGACAGUACAGAAAAUUCAGUGCUUUUGAGCUGGUCACCAGUAACAGGAGCCACAGGCUAUAUUUUACGCUGGAGAGAGGAGAGAGACACAGGAUCUGGUCAGUCUGUGACGCUGCCUGGUACAGCCAGUUCAUUCCGUGUGAUUGGUUUGCAGCUGGGCCGUCGUUACCGCUUCACAGUGCAGCCCACCUUCCAGAACCAGGUUGGAUCUGAGAGCAGUGUGGAGGAGCGCACAGUGUGUGUUGGAGGGCGUUUGGAUGUGGUCUUUCUUGUCCCUGCAUCUCGUGACCGCUCUGGCCUGGCAGCACCUGUGUUGUCUCUGCUGGCCAGUUCUGCUGGAUCCUUCACAUCUAUCGGACCCAGAGACUCCCAGAUGGGGAUAGUGGUGUACAGUGAAGAUCCAAAAGUGCACUUCCUCCUCAAUCGCCAUAGCAACAGCGAGACCCUUCUGCAGGAUAUUCAGUCCACCCCUUUCAAUGAUAGACCAGGAAAUAAUAUAGGCCGGGCAAUGACAUUCGCUAGACAGUUUCUGCUGAGCACGUCGGCAGGUCGAAGGUCAGGGGUUCCUGGUGUGGUUGUCAUUAUCGCUGAUGAGAAAUCAACCAGUGAUAUCAGCCAGCCUGCUGCUGCCCUUAGAGCUAAUGGUGUGACAGUGUUGGCGGUAGGAGUUGGACGUGGAGACCCUGGAGAACUGCGUUUGGCAGUGACUGAUGGCAGCACUCAGAAUCUGCUCUAUGCUCAAGACGCAAAUCAGCUCUACAGUCUCCACUCCGACCUGGCAGACCUCCUCUGUGGCCUUGCACGAGGGACCGGAGUCAUGACGGGGCCUUGUACUGUUGAAUGUCCCAGGGGUGCUAAAGGGGAUCAGGGACAGAAGGGUGAGAGGGGCAGAGAUGGUGUGGAUGGAAGGAAAGGCGAGCCUGGUCGUGAUGGUCUACCUGGUCGUGAGGGCCCCAGAGGGCCAGAGGGGCCUCCAGGUCAACCUGGUAGCAGUCUAGGAGUGAGAGGAGAGAAAGGAGAGAGAGGUUUUCCAGGUCUGGACGGCAGUUCAGGUGUUCCAGGUCGCCCGGGUACACCUGGUGCAGUUGGACUUCCAGGUAGUCUGGGAAUACCAGGUGUUAGAGGAGUUGCUGGAGAACAAGGUAUUGCAGGUCCUCAGGGGUUGAAAGGAGAGAAAGGUGAAAGGGGAGAAUCUGGAUCUGCUGUUGGAGGAGGUUUACCAGGUCGUAAAGGAGAGCCAGGAAUCCCAGGGAUCCCUGGCACACCUGGACGUAUGGGUGUGGAUGGAGCAAAGGGAGAGGCAGGUCCACGAGGUCUGCCUGGGAAGGAUGGUCGCCCUGGGUUACCAGGAACUCCUGGACUUUCUGUUAAGGGUGAAAAAGGCAGCUCUGGAGAGAGGGGUCCUCCUGGAGUGGGCAGUGGGGUGGCAGUUAAGGGAGUUGCUGGUGAACCUGGAAGCCCUGGACUGCCUGGUCCACAGGGCCCACCAGGACUGACUGGACUAAAAGGAACCAAAGGAGAACUAGGAGAAAGUGCUGAGGGUAAACCAGGCUCCCCAGGAAAGACUGGAGACCCUGGUGAUCGGGGUCCCAGAGGACCUCCUGGUGAAAUUGGGAGUAAGGGUGACCGGGGACAGGCUGGAGCAACUGGUGCAGAUGGAGCCAAGGGAGACAGAGGCCCAGCUGGUCCAUCAGGAGACAAAGGAGAUAAGGGUUCACCAGGCCCCACUGGACCUCAAGGACUCCGGGGUUUGCCAGGCAGCAAUGGUCUUUCCGGAGAGAAGGGAGCUGAAGGAGCAAAAGGGGAACCAGGAGGUGGUGGUCCAGGUUCAUUAGGAAAGAAAGGAGAGCAGGGUGAAAGGGGAUUUUCAGGUCCUGAUGGUCCUAAAGGUGACAAAGGAGAACCAGGAACAAAAGGGGAAAGGGGUGUACCUGGAGAAGGAGUGCCUGGCCAGCCUGGAACAAAAGGAGACCAGGGGGAUCGGGGUAUCCCUGGAUUAUCUGGAAAGCCUGGUGCAAAGGGCAGUCAAGGUGACCUAGGAGAGAGAGGGGAAACAGGCAGUCCUGGUUCACAAGGGCCCUUGGGACCCAGAGGAAAAGAUGGACAGAAAGGAGACAAAGGAGAGGAUGGCAUUUCAGGAGAGUCAGGGUUGCCUGGUAAAGCAGGGGAAAGAGGUCUUCGAGGACUGUCUGGUCAAGCAGGUCAGCCUGGGCCAAAAGGAGAUACAGGUGAUCCAGGGGAAGAUGGACGAAAUGGCACCCCAGGGUCUACUGGACCAAGAGGACUAAAGGGAGAGCAGGGAAUACAAGGUCCCCCUGGGCCGCCUGGAGAUGUGGUAACUGGAGAGAAUCAACUGAAAGGCGACAGAGGAGAAAAGGGAGAGGCAGGUGACCCAGGGGAGCACGGGGCUAAAGGUCAGAAGGGUGAAACAGGCGCAUCAGGCCCUGCAGGACCAAGUGGUCCUGAGGGACAGCGUGGACUACCAGGAGGCAGAGGUGACCCAGGUGAUAGGGGUAGUCCAGGAAACAAGGGUGAUAGAGGAGCUGCUGGGUUGGAUGGAAGAUCUGGUCAGGAUGGGAAACCUGGGCCACCCGGAGCUCCUGGUUUGCGGGGUGAUCCAGGAAAACAAGGGGAACCUGGUAGAGAUGGCUUGGCUGGACUCAGAGGGCCUGUAGGCCCUCCAGGACCCCAAGGGCCCUCAGGACCUGAAGGCGCACCUGGUAAAGCAGGAGUUGAUGGGAAGCCAGGACUGUCAGGAAAAGCUGGUGAAGAUGGUGUGCCAGGAGAGGAUGGUCGAAAGGGAGAUAAAGGAGAGUCCGGGCCUUCUGGAAGAGAUGGUCGAGAUGGGAUAAAAGGUGAUCAGGGCAUUGCCGGACUGAUUGGCCCUUCUGGUCCCAUCGGACCCCCUGGGGUUCCCGGAAGCACUGGACCACCAGGACCGGUAGUCUAUGUUAAAGGGGAGCCAGCAACACCUAUUCCUGGCCCCCAGGGGACUCCAGGAACCCCUGGAGUACCUGGAGUUCCUGGAGCUGCUGGAGCUAGAGGGGAGAGAGGUCUACCAGGCUUGAAAGGAGAAGUGGGAGAUCCAGGGGAGGAUGGCAGACCAGGAACUGUAGUGGAUGUGAAGAGAGCUUUUUCCGAAUUUGGCAUUGAGAUCAGAGAAUUGAAACUACUGGUUGAUGAAAAAAGCAAUCUGAUAUCACAGUUCAGUGCACUGAAGGAGGGAAAUAAAGGUGAUAAAGGAGAUGUCGGACCUAGAGGCCCUCCAGGAGCAGAUGGUGCACGAGGUCUUCCAGGUGAGCAAGGUAUAAAAGGAGAGCAGGGUGAGAAAGGGCCUUCCGGCCCACAGGGUCCCCCAGGCAGGGCUAUUGGAGAAAGGGGUCCAGAGGGUUCACCAGGACAGGCAGGUGAACCUGGAAAGCCAGGAAUACCAGGAGUGCCAGGACGAUCUGGUGAACUUGGAGAAGCUGGCAGACCUGGAGAGAAGGGAGACAAAGGGGAGAAAGGGGACAGAGGUCCAGUUGGUCAGGCUGGAGUGUCUGGCCUUAUGGGGCCUCCAGGACCAAAGGGGGAGUCUGCCACUACUCAGAGUGGGUUGCCUGGUCCGAGGGGUCUGCCUGGCCCGCAGGGUGUCAGAGGAGAGUCUGGUGAUGUAGGAUCCCCUGGACCUGCUGGAGAACGGGGCUAUGCAGGUGCUCGAGGGGAGAAAGGAGACAAAGGAGCCAGUGGAGAGAGCGGAAAAGAUGGCUCCCCAGGAAAUCCAGGAGAGCCAGGAAAACCAGGGCAGGAUGGGAAGCCGGGCUUGCCUGGGUUCCCAGGAGUGCUGGGCAAACCGGGGAAUCCAGGAGAACCAGGAAUAAGAGGACCAACUGGUCCAAUGGGCGGAAAUGGACCCCCAGGGGCUCCUGGUGUGAAGGGUGACCAAGGAGAGCCAGGCAUUGGAGUUCAAGGCCCUCCUGGACCUCAGGGCAACAGAGGGUUACCUGGACCUGCAGGCACCCCAGGAGCCAUAGGGCCGCAAGGACCACCAGGGCUUCCAGGACAAAUUGGAGAGGGAGGCAAGCCUGGGGUCCCUGGGAGAGAUGGAGCUCCAGGGAAAGAUGGCCUGCCAGGCUUAUCUGGGAAACAGGGUAUUGCUGGACCCAUCGGCCCCCCAGGACUGAAAGGAGAGCAAGGAGACAGCGGGCCACCUGGAAAAUCUGUCACCGGACCCCAAGGAAUGAAGGGUGAGAUGGGACCUACUGGACUGACCUUGCCUGGUACUGUUGGAGAAAGAGGCCUUCCUGGAUUACAAGGCCCCAAAGGAGACAAGGGGCCAGCAGGUAUCAAAGGAGACAGAGGUGCUACAGGUGAUCCUGGAGAGCCGGGGGAGAAUGGAGAGAGAGGACCACCUGGGCUCAAAGGAGUUAAAGGAGAGGCUGGUGUAGGGAAGGCUGGACCUGCUGGACAAUCUGGACCCAUCGGUUUAAAGGGUGACCCUGGCUUACCAGGUCCUCUGGGUCCUCCAGGGCCACGUGGUUUGGAUGGGACCCCAGGACUGGCAGGACAGAGAGGAGAAGCAGGUCAGCCAGGACCCCCUGGACAACCAGGAGAACGAGGUCUCCAAGGUUUUAUUGGAAAAGCAGGAAACCCUGGAACACCAGGAUCUGUUGGACCACCAGGACCCCCUGGUACUGAAGGCCUUUCAGGAUUAAAGGGCAAUAAGGGUGAAAUUGGUGUCGGAGUACCAGGUCUAAGAGGAGAGAGAGGAGACCCAGGUCCUCGGGGAGAAGAAGGUCGGGCUGGACUGGAUGGAGAAAGAGGCCCAACUGGUCCUCAAGGCAGCAAAGGGAACAGAGGAGAUAAGGGUGAUCAAGGUCCUUCAGGAACUAAAGGAGAAAAGGGAGAUACUCUGCUGGUGGGCGGUCCUCCAGGGGAGAUAGGAAUUAAAGGAGAAACAGGAGAUCGAGGACCUAAAGGUACACAGGGUGAGAAGGGUGUAAAAGGACAGGAAGGACCAGCAGGUGAACAGGGUCUGAGAGGGGAGCCAGGAGAGAGGGGUUCCACUGGCUUCCAAGGAGCCCGUGGCCCUGGUGGUCAGAAGGGAGAAGCAGGGCAGCCAGGAGUCCCAGGAGAAGCGGGAACAAAUGGUAAAGAUGGCCUUCAUGGCAUGAGAGGAGAAAAGGGAGAGAUUGGGCACAUCGGUCUGCGAGGCCACAAGGGAGAACGAGGUGCUAAGGGGGCAUGUGGACCAAACGGACAGAAAGGAGACAAGGGUGAUUCUGGAAUGAAUGGCAGAUCAGGAUUGCCUGGGAGGAAAGGAGAGCAGGGUGAAGCAGGGUCUACAGGACCCAUGGGAAGCCCAGGGAAGGAGGGACUCAUUGGAGCCAAGGGUGACAGAGGCUUUGAUGGAGUUAUAGGGCCAAAGGGAGCACAGGGAGAGAAAGGUGAACGGGGCUCAUCUGGUAUCCCUGGCCUUGCUGGUCCAAGAGGUGUGGACGGACCCCCUGGUUUAACUGGCCCUCUAGGACCUGCAGGAGGUAAAGGUCCAGAGGGACUGCAGGGACAAAAGGGAGAACGUGGUCCUCCAGGGCCUGCCAUAGUGGGCGCACGUGGCAUCCCAGGAAUCCCUGGGGAGAGAGGAGAACAGGGUGAGAUAGGUUCUGAUGGACCUAAAGGAGACAGAGGAGACCCAGGCAUGAUGGAGGAUGAGAUUCGGGCUUUUGUUCGAAGUGAGAUAAACCUGAAUUGUGCUUGCGGAGGUAAGUUGUGACGUUACUUUUGCCUU